AUGUCUAACUCUAUCAUUCUGCACUGGUUCCCAGAGUCUCCAUUUGCAUCAAGAGUCGCGUGGGCUUUGAACUACAAGAACGUUGAUUACAAGACAGUUGUGGUUUCUCAAAUCGAACCACGUCCUCUUCGUAGACCCCUUGACGGAGGGUACCGAAAGACACCCAUUCUUCAAAUUGAUGAUCAUGUCUUUUGCGACACAAAGAUUAUUCUCGAAGAAUUGGAGAAAAGAUAUCCCGAACCUUCUUUUUAUCCAACCACUCGUUCUGGUCUACCAACUCAAGGUCUAUGUAAGGCCCUCGAAAUAUGGGCAGCGAACGGCCUGAUGUACUCGGUUAUGCCCCAAUUUUCCGCUGCAGAUAUUCCUGAAAGCUUGUACAAUGAUCGUGCUCCCCUCUUUGGACUUAGCAGCAAGAAAGAAGCCAUUGCUGAUGCCCCCUAUCUAGCUAUUGAAAUGCAGGCGCAGCUUGGAAUCGCAGAUGAAUUACUGCGAGGCAAUAGCGAAGGAAAAGAAUGGUUCUUAGAUACUUCCGCGCCAUCUUUGGCUGAUUUCCAUUUUGGCAUGUGCCUUUGCUUUGUGUUGAAAUUUGUUGAUGAAACCUUGGUUAAGAAGCGCUUUCCUUUAUUGUUGGACCAUCAGAAACGCUUUCUCGAGGUAGUAAAGGAUAAGUUAGGAGAAGGUCGACCGGUUUUGUCUGAGCGAGAGGCAUUGGAGGCAUCCAAAAGCAAAUCUUUGUUUGAACCUAUUGCCAUUUCCGAAGAUUCGCCACUGAAAGCAGGUGUCCUAGUUUCCGUCACUCCAUUGGAUACUGGAAAGAUUCCUGUGAUAGGUACUCUUGUACAAUUGACUGCUCAAGAGGUUGUAAUUAAGCGUAUGAAUGAAGAGUACGGUACUGAUGUGUUCAAUCACUUUCCUUUGGUUGGAUUUUCGGUUCUUCCAGUUAAACAGUAG
Phycomyces blakesleeanus NRRL 1555(-) is the source of this 951-nucleotide messenger RNA. RefSeq lists its product as hypothetical. The record is from RefSeq and is a predicted model, not a curated record. NCBI's taxonomy places the organism in Eukaryota, Fungi, Mucoromycota, Mucoromycetes, Mucorales, Phycomycetaceae. The transcript is spliced from 3 exons. The coding region runs from base 1 to 951 and encodes 316 amino acids.